AUCAUGCACAUUUAGAAGUAGUUAUACGUAGUAUGAAAUUUAAUUUAGAAGGUUUUAUUUACAUUAAAAGUUCCGUUUUAAUUUGUAUUUAAUAGGAUAUCAUCGUAGAAGUCUGAAAUAUUAUAUAAUCAGUAAAAUACUGGAUAGAUUAAUUUUAUUUUUUGAUAGGUUAUGUUGAUUAUUUAUUGGCAUUAAUAUUCAAAGAUAUUGCAAUUUUAUACGUAAAAGAACAAUAAAAUGGUGAAACGAAAAUUAAAUGCAGAUACUGAAUUGAAAGUACAGAAAAGAAAGAAAUCUGUUAAUAAUGAUGUCAAUAAUGAUAUUACGAAUAAUGACACUAAAGAUACUACGAACAAUAAACCUCGGAUCAAGAAACAGAAAAGGGGAAUAUAUGAAAAGGCUGUAAAAAAUAUUAGUAAAGAGAACCAUAAAUUUGUUACAAAUGAUGCGAAGGAAAGAUCUAAAACAACGAACGAAAACUCUACACAAAAGCCUAAUUGGCUUGAAAUUAAGAAACAGAAAAAGGAAUUGAAAGAGAAAUAUAAAGCAAAAAAAUUAAGUAAUAUUUAUGAUAUAUCGGUCACUGUAAAACAUAUUGGCGAAAAAUUACGCAGAUCUGAUUGUACAAAAGUAGAACAAAAAAAAUUAAUUUUACAAACACAUGAUUUAUUACAGACUCAUUAUAAUAAAGUAAUACUUAUGCAUGAUAUGUCUCGUAUUAUUCAGUGGAUGUUUAAAUACAGUGAUCCAGAAAUUCGAAUAAUCAUUUUUAAUGAAUUAAAGUCUUUGAUUUUAACUAUGAUUCUAUCGAAAUAUGCAAAGAAUUGUGUGAAAAGCAUGUUAGAAUAUGGAUCUAAAAAAAUCAGACAUGAAAUAAUUUCUACUUGUUAUUGUAACAUUGUGAAAUUUAUGAGUCACUCUGUAUCUGCGCCAUUGUUAGAAAUUAUGUAUGCAGAGUGGGCAACACCUACUGAAAAGACCUACUUUAAACAGGAAUUUUAUGGUGAUAUAUAUAAACAAGCCAAGGAUAAAGAUGUUAAGACUUUGUCUGAUGUGUAUAAAAAUACAGAGAACAUGAAAUCAGCAACAUUAUCAGCUGUAAAAGGAAAUCUAAUGAGGAUACUGAAUAAAAAACUUCUGAACUUCACACUUGUGCAAUAUGUCCUUUUAGAGUUUUUAAAUGAAUGUUCUGUUGAAGAUAGGACAGAAAUGAUAGUUAUGUUAAGAGAUUCCAUAGUAGAAUUAUCUCAGACUAAACCUGGUUCAAAAAAUGCUGUAACAUGUAUAUGGCAUGGUACAAACAAAGAUAGAAAAAUUAUAAUGAAAGCUCUUAAGGAUCAUGUAAAAUCUGUCUGUAUGUCCGAACAUGGAUAUUUAAUAUUAUUAGCUUUAUUUGAUUCCGUAGAUGAUACUGUCCUCCUAAAGAAAAUUAUCCUUUCAGAGAUUCAGAAAGAUAUGACAGAUAUAGCAUCAAAUGUAUAUGGGAAACAUGUAAUUCUAUAUUUAAUAGCUAGAAGAAAUUCCCUUUACUUUCCUCCUAGUAUAGUUAAAUACUUACAACAAGGAGACAACAAUGAAACAAGUAAAAAGCCUGCUAACAUUAAAGAGAAAGAACUUCUUGAUUCAAUUUCUGAUUUGCUUCUUGAGACUAUAACACUAAAUACAGCAACUUGGAUGUCUAACAGUUCUAUUGCAAUGGUAACUUUAGCAAUAUUGAAAGUAGGCACUGGAGAAAAACUGAAGCAGGCUUUUCAAUCCAUUGCUGCAUUUAUCACAGACCCGGAAAUAAGGAUUACAGAAUACGGUGUUGAACAGAAAACUGUUGAACAUGCAGGUUUACAUAUGAUGCUAAAAAAAGUUAUACGGAAUGAUAAGGUGUUACUGACGAAAGGCGAAACUACUUUUGGAGAUGUAUUAAUUAAUCACUUGAAGACAAAUGUCAUAAAAGAAUGGAUAGAAUAUAACAGAGGAUGUUUUCUAUUAGUGUUGUUAUUAGAAAAUGAAACAAAGUCAAUUACAACUACUCUUCUUUCUAAAUUGAAACGAAUGAUGAGUAUUUUAAAAUCCAAGUCGAAUUCAGGAGCUUCAAUAUUACUUACAAAAUUAAGUUAA
This is a messenger RNA of Colletes gigas, 2112 nucleotides long. RefSeq names its product protein penguin (gene peng). Lineage: Eukaryota; Metazoa; Arthropoda; Insecta; Hymenoptera; Colletidae. The transcript is spliced from 2 exons. Gene Ontology annotation, biological process: regulation of translation. Gene Ontology annotation, molecular function: mRNA binding. The record is from RefSeq and is a predicted model, not a curated record. Gene Ontology annotation, cellular component: nucleolus. Bases 238 to 2112 code for a protein of 624 amino acids.